AAAUAUUUGAUACAUUCUCGUAAUUUAAAAAUUUCUUCAAUUUUUUAAUCCAAAGAACAAAAUUUACAUUUGUGUUACUUAAUAAACCCUCGUCGUUUAUAUGUUGCUUAGUCAUGAAACUUACGCGCAACCGCGACAUUCAAUUCUUGUCAUUCCCUUCCCAAUCAACACAAAGUUGGUUCGAUUCGAUGGAGUACGAAUAUAACAGAAGCAGGUCAAGCCCCCAAGUUCCGAUGUACCGCGCUCCGCCCUCUUCCAUCUACCCCAAGAUCGGCCCUCACCCUCAAACCGCCGCUCCUCCCCCGCCUCGUCCGUUUCCUUAUCAGCACAAUCCCACUCCUUCACCUUCUCUAGGAUUGGGGAUUAAGGUUGCCAUCAAGCCGGAAUUUAGGAUCACACAGCCGCCUCAUUUAUUACCACAUGUGGGAGAUAUUCCACGGAGCAACUUCCAAUUUGAUUUUGGGUUGGAGAGGAAAGUUUUGGCCGAAGCAGAGAAGGAUAACCCAAAUUGGAGCAAAUUUGGCGUAGACAAUCUUCCGACUAAAGCUUCUGAUGCAUCCUCAUCAAAGGUUACUUCUUCAGAUCCCAUUGUGAGCAAGUAUAUAGCCAUGGGACUCGGCCGAGAGGCAGUUCAAAUUGCUGUUACAAAUUAUGGUGAUAAUCCAACCAAAGUUCAAGAAUUUGUCAAUGGAUACACCCUUCUGCGUGAAAUGGGAUUUUCAUCAAGCAGCGUUGCAGAAGCCUUAGUUAUGCAUGACAAUAAUACAGACAAGGCAUUGGCACAUUUCCUUAAUGGCUCAUCAUGAGACCUCAGCACAUAUCUGUUGUAGGUAUCAUUUGUCUAUAAAAAAAUGUGUUCCUAAUGAAAAAUUCUAAGUAAUGGUCAAAUAUAGGUAGAGUCAUACUGGCAAUCUCUUAUUGUCAUUUGUGGGAUAUUGGUUUUAGGGAUUUGGUGUUUUUAGAGGGAACAAAUAGACGUGAUUAUUACUCAUUAUUUUACUUGAGAAAGACCCUUUUUUUGGGCCAAGAUUUAAGUCCUUCUGGCAUGUUUGAUUGGGAUUAUAUAUGGUAAAUUAUCCUUUUAUUUAA
Molecule: messenger RNA, 1089 nt
Organism: Lathyrus oleraceus (garden pea)
Lineage: Eukaryota; Viridiplantae; Streptophyta; Magnoliopsida; Fabales; Fabaceae
Exons: 5
Coding region: 114-806 (230 amino acids)
Biological process (GO): ubiquitin-dependent protein catabolic process via the multivesicular body sorting pathway
Cellular component (GO): ESCRT I complex
Molecular function (GO): ubiquitin binding
Source: RefSeq, a predicted model, not a curated record